Messenger RNA from Angiostrongylus costaricensis, 732 nucleotides. NCBI's taxonomy places the organism in Eukaryota, Metazoa, Nematoda, Chromadorea, Rhabditida, Metastrongylidae. The record is from the annotation of a GenBank genome assembly.
AUGUUUGACAUUGCUUUUCAGAAGGAGGAAGUACGGAGACUCAUCACCUACAUCGACCUUACCACACUGGCCGGCGACGACACCAAGAGUCGGGUCGUCGCGCUUACGGACCGAGCCUUAGCUCCAGUUGACGGGGACUCAUCGAUCAGCUGCGCUGCCGUAUGUGUCUAUCCACAACGUGUCUCGGAUGUGGUGAAGCAUCUUGCCGAGAGGAAGAAGAAGCUAAAUGUUGCCUCUGUAGCCGCUGGUUUUCCGUCUGGGCAGUACCAUUUGCAGUCUAAGCUCUUGGAAGUACAACUGACUGUUGCCGACGGUGCGACAGAGAUCGACAUUGUCAUCAGUCGCGCUGCUGCUCUCGAUGAUGACUGGGAAACUGUGUGCAGUGAAGUGUCAGCCUUGAGGAGGGCUUGUGGUAGUGCACACUUGAAGACGAUUUUAGCUACUGGAGAACUAAGAACUUUGUCAAAUGUCUAUAAAGCGAGUUGGGCAAGCAUCUUAGCAGGGUCCGAUUUCAUUAAAACUUCUACGGGAAAGGAGACAGUAAAUGCUACGCUCGAAGUCGCGUUCGUGAUGUGUUCGGCAAUCAAGCGAUGGUAUCAAGUCACCGGGAAAAGGGUUGGGUUCAAACCCGCUGGAGGAAUCAGGACGCCCAAAGAAGCUCUGGCAUAUGUCGCGCUCAUCAAAGAUGUAUGUUUUUUCGUUUCAGAUUUUGGAGAGUUUUUGUUGACUUAA